ACAACACGUAAAAUUUGUAAUCGUGAAACUAUGUAAGGUCGUAACAUACGUCCAUUGAAAACUUUCCGUUUCAUUCAGACAGCAAAGGGGCGAGUGGUUAACCAUCCAUCUAUGAUCUAUACACUGCGUGGAUGGAUGUGAACAAUUUAUUGCGCCCUUAGCUGGUUCACUCUAGACCUGAUCGUUGACGCAUUCAGUGUUUUAUUUUGGAGUUGCGCAUUAUCAGAAAAAUCAGCAUGGCCCGUCCAAUUCCCAGUGAAGAGCAGGCCAAUAAGUUUUUCGACGAGGUUAAUACAGAUGGUAAUGAUGAAGUCAGUAUCCAGGAGCUGAUAAACAAACUCGAACAGUGCGGCUACAGCCAGGAUAAGUGCAUUAGCAUCUUCACCGACAUUGAUAAAAACUGCGACAAAAAAAUAAGCAGACACGAAUUUGUCGAUGAAGUCUGCAAGAAAGCGAGAGAGGAUGCAGUGGCCGAUAUUUUUGCGGCUGCGGACAGGGACGGUUCUGGCCAAAUUAGCCGGGAUGAGAUGAUCAACUACCUUAAGGAAACUGGAGCUCUUGAUAAGGAUAUUCAGAGGAUAGACGAACAGUUCCAGAAAGCGGAUGCGGAUGGCUCUGGUUUCAUGGAUAGGGGAGAGUUUGAAAAUGUUAUGAAGAAAGGCUGUUGAGCGACCGUUCCCUCGUUCGUCUGGAAUACCAGGAAAUCAUGUGUACCAUAUACCACUAGAUAGAGGGCUGGCUACGGAAAAACACUUUGGUUUCUGAAUACAGCUUGUGUAAAUGUGCGCAAGUUCAGUCUUAACUUAUAUGUGUUGGCUUGUAUAUUAAACAUAUGUUCUUUGAGCCCGUGUUUAGUCUUACAAUAUGUGAUCUGGUUUAAAAAAAAGUUCGUGUAGAAAUAUAUUAAACAUCUCUUUGUUGAGCCCUGAAUGCUUAUUAUAUAUCUGCGGUGUAUUUUAUACAUAGUGGAUUUUAUCAUCUUACUUAUAACAAUCCGUAUUAGAUACAAAAAAGAUCAAAUUCGUCGUAGUUGGACAAAGUACCAUCCGUCUGACAUCGCAACAAUACUUACUCACAAUUGUUGGAACAAACAUAGUUUAUAGUUGUAUACCAUUGACUUGUUCAUACUAUAUGGCAAUAUAAAAUUUGUUGUAAUUACAGCAACUGUUAGUUAUCUACAUUAUGCCAAUAAAUAACUGUUUGGAAGACGUAUU
This is a messenger RNA of Mya arenaria, 1214 nucleotides long. RefSeq lists its product as uncharacterized. Lineage: Eukaryota; Metazoa; Mollusca; Bivalvia; Myida; Myidae. The record is from RefSeq and is a predicted model, not a curated record. The coding region runs from base 237 to 668 and encodes 143 amino acids. The transcript is spliced from 5 exons. Gene Ontology annotation, molecular function: calcium ion binding.